Molecule: messenger RNA, 708 nt
Organism: Lotus japonicus
Lineage: Eukaryota; Viridiplantae; Streptophyta; Magnoliopsida; Fabales; Fabaceae
Product: albumin-2-like
Exons: 1
Coding region: 1-708 (235 amino acids)
Source: RefSeq, a predicted model, not a curated record
AUGUCUCCAAUUGCUCCUGGUUCUGUAAAUGCUGCAUUCCGUUCAUCUAAGAACAAUGAAGCCUACAUAUUCAUCAACAAUGAGUAUAUAUUGGAGGAUUAUGCUCCCGGAUCAUCGCAUGACAAAAUUCUGAAGGGACCAUUACUUAUUUCUGAUGGGUUUCCAUCACUCAAGGGCACACCAUUUGGAGAUCAUGGCAUAGAGUGUGCCUUUGACACUGAUGGUACUGACGCAUUCAUCUUCUCCGGUGAGCUUUGUGCUUUAGUAGACUACGCUAAACCAGGUGAUGAGUACAUGAUGCUUGAAUCAGGGCCAAUCUAUGAAAUGUUUCCUCGCUUGAAGGGCACCGCGUUCGAGAAAAGGAUCAACGCUGCAUUCCGGUCAAGCCUAAGUAAUGAAGCUUACAUCUUCACAGGAGACCAUUACGCUCGUAUAAACUAUGCUUCCAAGAAGGUGAUCUACACCGAUGCCAUUAAAAAUGUGUGGCAUUGUUUGGUAGGCACGAUCUUUGAAAGUGGAAUUGAAGCGGCUUUUGCUUCUCAUAGGACUGAGGAAGCUUACUUCUUCAAAGGAGAUCAGUAUGCACGUAUCAAGUUUACUCCAGGCAAAAAUGAAGACUACGACAUUAUUGAUAAAGUCAAGCCUAUCAAACCUUCUUGGAACGCUCUUGGUGACCUCUUGGAACGCAAGAACAGUACCAAGGUUUGA